AUGAAAGAUAUUGCUCUUUUUUUUUUGCCGCUAGGAUUAAUAUUAUCCUUCUUACUAUUAAGUGGUGUUGCAAUGUUUCAACGCUUGGCUAUAUUUCUUCAAAAGAAGAGUAUAAGUUUUCAACUAUCAUCUCAUAAGAUAAAUAUAUCAAUAUCGUCCAUUAUUUCUUUCUAUGCCUUAUUAAGAUUAUUAUGCACUAUUAUUGAAUUAAAUAAUAUGAAUAUUGAGAAAGAUAACUAUGAAAACAUAACAUCUCUUAACUACAAUAGGUCUUAUUUAAAAAAAGUAAGACUUCAAAGAAAUUUCUGGAUAUUAUUAUUAUGUUCUAUAACAUGGAUAUUUUAUAUAAGAUUUACUUAUCUACUUAUAUAUUAUCGUGAGAAAGUAAAAGAAAGUGAUGAGCAAUAUGAAAAGGUUUUAGAGACUAAAGGACAGAAUCAAGAUUAUAAGAAAAAAAAUUAUAACAAAGAAGAAAUAACAAAACAUAUGAAACAAGAUAAGGAUGAUGUAACAUCUUUGAAAAAUUAUAAUGACAUGUCAACAAAUAAUGAUGAAACCCCAAGAAGUGCAGCAUCAGAAGAGUGUGAACAUUUUAAAGACAAGUCAACACUUCUAAAUAAGGAUCUUAAAAUGUCUGGCAUAAGACAAAGGAAAUAA
This is a messenger RNA of Plasmodium adleri (nom. inval.), 657 nucleotides long. RefSeq names its product conserved Plasmodium protein, unknown function. Bases 1 to 657 code for a protein of 218 amino acids. NCBI's taxonomy places the organism in Eukaryota, Apicomplexa, Aconoidasida, Haemosporida, Plasmodiidae. The record is from RefSeq and is a predicted model, not a curated record. The transcript has a single exon.